GUACGAAUUCCCAAAAGCAUAGAAAUCUCUCUUUGUAGCAGGUCUGCUACAGUUCAACCACCUUGAUUUCCUGCUGCGCACAAAGUACGACGUCGCUUUCAAGCCCCACUUCUCCGCCCUUUUUAACUUCCAACCCGCUUCCCGGGGUUGCUUCUUCUACACACAGAAGACCCCUACCUUGUUUUAAACUCCAAAUCUAACAAAUUAUUCCGUUGCUAAUUCAAUAUAUAAAAUUCUACUAAUAAUGCAAUCCUGGAUUUCUCUUUGUGAAAUGUGUUUCAGUUAUUGAUUGUAAGGCUUGGGCUUCCGAAAGUGUAACUGCAACUUUGUUCCGUGGAGAAUGGAGGUGGAGCAAUUGAGGCCGGAGAAUCCGGCUAUGACGUUUGAUGAGAUGUCAAUGGAGAGAAGCAAGAAUUUCGUGAAAGCUUUGCAGGAACUGAAGAACCUCAGGCCUCAACUUUAUUCUGCUGCAGAGUACUGUGAAAAGUCAUACCUUCAGAAUGAGCAAAAGCAAAUGGUGCUGGAUAACCUAAAGAACUAUGCUGUAAGAGCUCUGGUCAAUGCUGUUGACCACCUUGGCACCGUUGCUUACAAACUGACUGACCUUUUGGACCAGCAGACCUUGGAUAUUUCAAACAUGGAUUUAAAGAUUACAUCUAUAAAUCAGCAACUUUUAACAUGCCAAAGUUAUGCUGGAAAAGAAGGUCUUAGGCAGCAGCAGUUGUUAGCGAUCAUCCCAAGGCAUCACAAGCAUUAUAUCUUGCCAAAUUCUGUCAACAAGAAGGUACACUUUAGCCCACAAUUACAGACAGAUGCUAGUCAACGUAUCCGGCCAAGGCCUUAUAGCUAUCCUUCAGGUUCUUCCGCAGCAAAAACUCUUUCCUGGCAUUUAGCAUCAGAAACCAAGUCUACCUUGAAACCAUCUCCCCAUAGGAUGUUGAGCAAUGCAGACCCAAAAAUUUCUAGAAAAACAUGUGGUGCAUUUAACUUGGAUGCUGACGAGAGUACCAAGAUGAAGUCCACUCCAGCUUCUGAUGCAGCUACUUCUAUUCCAACGCUAGUCACACGGCGGGAAUUUCUGGAGGGCUCGAAACCUAUGACUCCAUUUAGGUCAUUUGAUCAUCCAACGCAAAGAGAGAUCGUCCGUGCCCCUGUUCGUAGUAAAAGUGUGCUGUCGAACUUCUUUGUCAAGCAGAAGACGUCAAAGCUGAAGAGCAAUGCAUGAAUCCUUGGAUCGACCGUCAAAUAAAUUCCAAUCUGGCAAAUUUUUCUUCGUGGAACGGCAGUCUUCUAUAAUCAUCAGCCUUCUACAUUUGGAAGGCAUCAUCAAUAUUCAUCUCAUACUCGUCGACUAUAGACUUAUUCCUUGAUUCCUUCUGUUCUCUGGAUUAAUAACUAGCUGGGAAUGUGUAUUAGUCAGCUAGGAAGUGGUAUAUGCUUUUCAAACAAAUUGCUGGAAUUCUGAUUGUAUAAUUGCCUUGUGCAAAACCAUUGUGACGUGUUUGGUAUGCAAUACCACUCAGGUUUGAACAUGAUGAUGGACAAGACUUUAGUUUCUUUGGUUUUUGUUUCAUUUCGUGUAUUCGACCAUACUAAAUAUUUUAUUAGUGUUCACAAUUUCAAACC
This is a messenger RNA of Olea europaea var. sylvestris, 1626 nucleotides long. Its product is annotated as protein ABIL1. NCBI's taxonomy places the organism in Eukaryota, Viridiplantae, Streptophyta, Magnoliopsida, Lamiales, Oleaceae. The coding region runs from base 341 to 1225 and encodes 294 amino acids. The transcript has 9 exons. The record is from RefSeq and is a predicted model, not a curated record.